This is a messenger RNA of Amoebophrya sp. A25, 474 nucleotides long. The record is from the annotation of a GenBank genome assembly. Lineage: Eukaryota; Dinophyceae; Syndiniales; Amoebophryaceae.
GUGCGGUAGUUAGAGACGAGGAUCCACAACGAGUAGUUUUAGAUCGCAAAGUCGAGCCACGCUCGUCCGCAGGUCGUGCAAGUUUAAAACAGGACUACAAAUGCGAGGUGUUCCAGGGUCAGACCCGACGAGGACGCAAGGGUCCCAAAGAUCAUAUCAAGAGCGAGCUCUUCGGAGAAGAUGCUCGAUCCACAGAAGUCUUUCUCUCAGCGCAAGAAGCCCUGCGACGAGGACAGGCCUUCGAAAGUUUGGCACGUCAGCCAUCAUGGGUCAGACAAAAGACUGCUGAGUAUUACGUUAAGGCUUACUUUUAUUCAUCUUAAGAGGCAUCUUUGAUCCCUUUUUCAAGGGGGAACUGCGUCAAAGAUGCUUUCCAAGAUGAAUAAAAGUAAGGUCUAAUUACGCAAGAUCCAUGUCCCCCAAGGAGAUCCACGAAUGGCACGGAGGAAAUCCCCACCACUAUUGUGAUCGCGG